This is a messenger RNA of Eurypyga helias (sunbittern), 299 nucleotides long. Its product is annotated as bromodomain-containing protein 4-like. Gene Ontology annotation, cellular component: chromatin; nucleus. The record is from RefSeq and is a predicted model, not a curated record. The annotation marks the transcript as partial. NCBI's taxonomy places the organism in Eukaryota, Metazoa, Chordata, Aves, Eurypygiformes, Eurypygidae. Gene Ontology annotation, biological process: chromatin remodeling; positive regulation of transcription elongation by RNA polymerase II. The transcript has a single exon.
UAAGAAGGAGCCGGUGGCGGCGAAGAACAGCAAACCCCCUCCCGCCUACGAGUCGGAGGAGGAGGAGAAGUGCAAGCCCAUGUCCUACGAGGAGAAGCGGCAGCUGAGCCUGGACAUUAACAAACUCCCCGGGGAGAAGCUGGGCCGCGUCGUCCAUAUCAUCCAGUCGCGAGAACCCUCGCUGAAGAACUCCAAUCCCGACGAGAUCGAGAUCGACUUCGAGACGCUGAAACCCUCCACCCUGCGGGAGCUGGAGCGGUACGUCACCUCCUGCUUGCGGAAGAAGAGGAAACCUCAAG